Messenger RNA from Fusarium proliferatum ET1, 1626 nucleotides. Its product is annotated as related to dehydrogenases and related proteins. The record is from RefSeq and is a predicted model, not a curated record. The transcript has 2 exons. Gene Ontology annotation, molecular function: nucleotide binding. Lineage: Eukaryota; Fungi; Ascomycota; Sordariomycetes; Hypocreales; Nectriaceae. The coding region runs from base 1 to 1626 and encodes 541 amino acids.
AUGUCUCAACUGAAGAACGUCUUAACAAAGCUUACCAAUGCUCAAGAUGGAGAUACCGAACCACAACCAGAGACUCUUGUCUCCAAACCCCCUCCCAAGCCUGAGAUGUCAGUGGCACCACCGCGCUUCCUCAUCAUCGGCGCUGGAUCACGAGGGCAGAACUACGCCUCAGCAAUCGACAGCGUAUCCAAUGGCGUUGUCGCCGCUGUUGCUGAACCCUUGAAGUUCAAGCGCGAGUCCCUCGGCCGAGCUCACAUCUGGGGUGAAGGCUCCCCUGGAGAAGGCCAGUCUUUCCAUGACUGGCGAGAAUUCUUUGCAUAUGAGCAGGAUCGUCGAAGGCGAGCUGCUUCGGGUGAAGAGAAUGUACCGGAAGGUGUUGAUGGAGUCUUUGUUUGCGUACUCGACGAGAUGCACCGUGAGGUUAUCGUCGGUCUUGCACCACUAGGGCUACACAUCAUGUGUGAGAAACCUCUUGCGUGUUCCCUUCAAGACUGCAUCGACAUGUACAAGGCCAUGCGUCCCUCUCAAUCCACCAAGAUCUUCUCAAUCGGCCAUGUGCUGCGAUACAGCCCACACAACAUCAUGCUCCGCAAGCUUCUCAUUGAGGAGCGUGUCAUCGGCGAAAUUUCAAGCGCUGUACACACAGAGCCCGUAGGUUGGUGGCACUUCACGCACUCAUAUGUCAGGGGAAACUGGCGCAACGAGAAUACCACUGCGCCAUCCUUGUUGACUAAGAGCUGCCACGAUAUCGAUCUGUUGCUCUGGCUGCUCUGCUCUCCUGAGAAACCAGGACAGGGAGAGCCACAUCUCCCUGAAACGGUCUCAUCUGCUGGGAACCUUCAUCUCUUCAAGAAAAGUCGUAAGCCCAAGGCUGCAGGGUCGGCAACAAACUGCAUGAAAUGCCCCCUCGGAGACGAAGGGUGCAAAUUCUCUGCAAAGAACAUUUACCUGGGCCCCAAACUCAAGGGUCUGCAGGCCGGCAACACAAGAUGGCCAGUCAGUAUCGUCGUCCAUGACAUUGAAGACUACCCCUCCCACCAGAAGAAGGAAGAAAUGUUGAUCAAGGCUCUGGAGGAAGACUACGACGAGUCUACACCAAAGUCGGAGAUCCAAGCUCGUAACUGGUUCGGUCGUUGUGUCUUUGAAGCUGACAACAAUGUCUGUGACGACCAGUUCGUCACCAUUACCUGGCCCGAGUCCACCAAGCCUUCAAAGACAGCUACUCUGCAUAUGGUCGCUCAGACAACUAAGAUCUGCGAACGCUACUCUAACUUUUAUGGCGAACAUGGCGAGGUUCACGCUAAUUCACGUCGCAUCGUUGUUGAGGAUUUCAACACAGGCGAGGUGAAGACAUAUCAUCCUCGUGUCGAAGAUCUUGGCCAUGGUGGCGGAGACUUGGGUCUGACACGCCAGUUUGUCAUGGCAUGUGAUCGCGUCAAGAAUCAUGACUGGGAGGCUCCUCGUGCUCAAGAUGAGUUUAUUGGAUGCACUCUUGAGGAGGUGCUGCGAAGCCAUGCUAUGGUCUUUGCGGCUGAGGAGGCGAGACUUGGUCGUAAGGUGCUUGACUGGAAAGAAUGGUGGAACGAGGCUGUUGGAGAGAAACUGGAAACUCACAGGCAUGCAUAA